This is a messenger RNA of Symbiodinium pilosum, 921 nucleotides long. Lineage: Eukaryota; Dinophyceae; Suessiales; Symbiodiniaceae. The record is from the annotation of a GenBank genome assembly.
GUCCUUACGCAAACUGCCAACGUUCCGGCGAACUCGGUCGAUUUCUUCGUGGCGGCCCCUCCACAGGGGACUGCAUUGUCUCGACUGAACAAUGCACGGGACGGUCUGAACUGCCUCAAUGCAGUCAGUCCUUACCCAGGGGUGGGCACCACCACAACGACCACCAUCCUACCGUGCGAAGCGACUCCGUUCGACUGCACGCAGUAUCCAGGCCCUUUGCAGGUGGUGAACACUGGUUCUGGCUCCAAUUGCAUCUCAACAGUCCAGUUCUUGAAUCUGGCCACCGAUCAGUACGAGCCGAUCUGCAUUUCACAGCCAGGAGAAUGCCAACAGGGUUGUUCUUACAAUCCAAAGGAUGGGAGGAUCUAUUGCCAGAGUGUCAACACUUUCCGAAAUAUUGGGCGGUACCUCACCCGUAUCGACUGCAAUGGAACGACGCAGGAGAUGAAGAUUUGCUACCUGGACCCUCUCACCAGGAACGUGGUGACGGCGGCCUUUGUGGAGGAACCUUUCACAAACUUUCCAAACUAUGUGUUUUCGGGAAACCCGCUUCGAAAUGUGAGAGCGGACGUCACCACACUUGAUGGUUUUGUUGAUCCUCCGUUUGUUCCUGAGCUGGGCACCGAUCAGAUCUCUGGCUCUAGCUUCGGUGCCAUCAGCAUGGCCAUCAGCAGGUUUGACCUGGGGGAUGGCAACGGGGUCCAGACGUGGGCAAUCGGCUGCAACACAGGACAGAUUGUUGUUCAAGGCAUCUCAAACAUAAGUGACAACUUCUUGAGAGCGGAACGCUACACAUUGACCAUCGUCGAUGCGGCGCCCCAAGGGCGAUCGACAACAGCGUGGUCCUUCGAGAACAACGUCUACUGCGCCUACAACGAUGCAGUCUACUUCCUCUUCACUGACUUCAUAACCAUAAACCAG